This is a messenger RNA of Stegostoma tigrinum, 1053 nucleotides long. RefSeq names its product probable G-protein coupled receptor 139. The coding region runs from base 1 to 1053 and encodes 350 amino acids. Gene Ontology annotation, biological process: G protein-coupled receptor signaling pathway. The record is from RefSeq and is a predicted model, not a curated record. The transcript has a single exon. Gene Ontology annotation, molecular function: G protein-coupled receptor activity. NCBI's taxonomy places the organism in Eukaryota, Metazoa, Chordata, Chondrichthyes, Orectolobiformes, Stegostomatidae. Gene Ontology annotation, cellular component: membrane.
AUGUCACUGAACUUAAUAUUGGACAUGUCCAGAAUUACCAACAGCACCCAACAGUCUCGCAAUUCCCUCCUGCAGUAUCCUAGAUAUUAUCCACGCACAUCUCUGCAGGGCAUUUUGAAACGUCUCAUGAUCUGGAUUUUCUUUUCAGCGAACCUGACGACUGUGCUGAUUCUAUGCCAAGGGAAGUGCAGCCUUUCCAAAGGAAUCUCUCGCUACAUGAUGGCCAUGGCAAUGGGAGACCUAAUGGUACUUACCUUCAACGUGAUUGUGAGCCAGAUUGUCAGGUAUCAUUUCCCGAGCUCCCUGCUGAGUUACACUCCUGCUUGCCGAUUGAGUGCUUUCCUGCAAGGGCUGAGCCUCCAGCUCUCCAUCUGGUUUACCAUAAUCUUCACCUUUGACCGUUUUGUAGCAAUUUGCUGCCACAGACUAAAGGUGAGGUAUUGUUCUGAAAGAACGGCCAACGUGGUUAUAUCAAUUGUGAGCGCUCUUAGCAUUGCGGUCAACAUUCCCUUGCCUUUUCGCUAUGAGCCUGCUUACAUUCUGAACAAUGUACAGUGGGGCUGCCGUACCAUUACUGGUUACCUGACUUCACCAACCUGGGCAGCUCACCGCUGGCUCACCAAUAUCUCAAACAUGUUUCUUCCUAUUCCCCUGCUGCUACUGUUGAAUUCUCUCACUGCCCGGCACAUCCUGGUGGCCAGCAGGGCCCGCCAGGCUCUGAAAAGCACCAGUAUUGGUGCUGGGAAGAUGGACGGAGACCCCGAGCUGAAGAGCCGGCGAACCUCUAUCAUUCUGCUCUUCUCCAUCUCUGGCUGCUUUGUGUUGCUGGCGACGCCCAUCACUGUGAUCGAUAUCUGUGUCGGUGUCACUCAGACAGUGGCUUUCCAAGGUGCAAGCUCACUCUAUUUGGCAAUCAGGGCGACAUUCCUGCUGAUGUGCACCAGCUCCUGCACAAACACAUGUAUUUACGCAAUGACCCAGAGGAGAUUCAGGGCGGAGAUGAAGAAUGUGCUGAAAUCUUCCUAUUCUCUGCUCUGUCAGCUACACAAAUAG